AUGAACAUUCAAGUAAACCCGCAAAAUAUGGACGGGUAUCAAACUGUUUCUGAUGAUUCUAGGGCCGAACAGAUUUCACAAAAUAAACAUGCUAUGAAAUCAAAGUUGGAGCAAAUUUUC
This is a messenger RNA of Funneliformis mosseae, 120 nucleotides long. NCBI's taxonomy places the organism in Eukaryota, Fungi, Glomeromycota, Glomeromycetes, Glomerales, Glomeraceae. The record is from the annotation of a GenBank genome assembly.